AACAAAUAAGAUAAUAAAUAUGUUAGCAUGGUGAAAACGCACAUCUAAUAUGAAGAUGCAGAUAUGAUGAGAAGUCACCUGUUUUCGCGUCUUUGUAACAGUGGGAGACUUAAGCUUUCAAGGUCGUGUGUUUUGCAAACAGUGAAUAAUUCCCAUUGCCAUUUAGAAAGCUUUUUUUAUCCCUUCUAUCAAACAACUGAUCGAGCUGUAUGGAUAUUGCUACUCUCCUUCAAUGGAAGCUUAAGUACUCCGAAAACUGUAUUUGCACUAUAUACACUCUAUUCAAACGUUAUUUGAAUGAGGAGAAUAAGUGCACGUGCUCCAAAAUUGCUGUACAAUUCGCUAAUGGAACUGUCGAGACGGAUGACGUUGAUGCCGAAAGUGUGCUUAUAAAACAAGUAGAAGAAGCCCUCAAAAAGGCACAUUUAGCCCUUUAUCCAAAAAAAGCUGAAUUAGAGCCCGUAGCAGUAGUUAGGCCUUGCAAUAAUGUACCGAAGAUACAUCACAAAAAAAUUUAUUUGAAAAAAUCGAAGUCCGAUAGCAGUGAAGCUAUGAAAAAGCAACGAAAAUAUAUUCCUGCCCACUUAAAAGCUCCGUACAAAACGGAUGUGCGUGUACCAAAGCGGAAGUUAUUUUCAUUGGGUCAGCCAUUGACAUCAUUUCUACCAAUGAAGGAGAUGAAAGAUUUAAGCAAGGAAACCGUAAAAAAUGACAACAAAACUGCUAAUAGACAGGAAGACCAUGCAGAAGUGAAUUUUUCCGAAGAUAUGAAUUCACUAUGCCAUUUAGCUCGUAUGUGUGAGUGCUCCCAACGUCGAACGCACCAGCAAGCCGUCCUGGCCGAGCAGAUAGAUAAAAGCGUUUCAGACUUGUGGCGCUUGAUCUCGUGUAUCAGAAAAGUAUCAAAUUCGGAUGAUAAAAGUAUCCUACCUUUUUUUUCAAAAAAUAUCUCUACGGAAUCCAAACUAGUUUCUGGUCUAUACUUUGCUAUCCAAAAGUGCAACCUUGCUAUUGCUCUAUUCAACAAAUUCACUAGUCUUAUACAGUUCAUUGAUGUACAGAAAGUUGGUCCAAAUGAGAUUUGCUGGAUUCAGCAAGUUUUCUCAAAAUUUACCCGUAUUUCAAACUUGCUGGGAUUACUGUUGAUAAAAGUGAAUUCUGGAUCAAGUGACUUGUCGUCAGAGGAUGUUCUUUAUGAUCCGCUCACCUAUAAUGAUCCCAUUAGUACCUGGUUUGCUUCAAAACGCUCAGUCAAGUCAGAUGCUUCUCCAAGUCCAUUUGAAGCAUUUCUGACCAUAGGUAACUUUCCUAUCACACCAGGAGCAUUUUCCCGCGUAUCAGCGUUAACGGCUUGCCCUCAAAUGUGUGUAUUCAGUGGCAGCGAGAAACAGGCGUUAUUAUUUACGAACCUCUGGAGUGAGCUCGAAUCCAUGCAAACAGAACUCGAACUUCUAAAAGUUUUUAAAGCGAACCUUCCUGAUUUGCUUGCCGAUCAUUUAUUUACCAAACCGAUGAAUCGUGCGUCAGCUUUCCGUAAUUUAUACACACUUAUUUGUGGAAACAGUCCAACGAUUUUGAAAAGCAACGUGUAAAAAAUUACAUUCUACAUAUCUUGUAAAUUUCAUAUAUAUGCAAUGAAAACAUUCGCAAGCAUGUGCAAAUUUCUAAUUGUUGAGUGACAUUUAUUAUGCAGAGAAUCAUGUGUACUUUUUAAAUUUAUCAUUAUGUAGUAGAAAAUUUUUUCGAAGUACAAAUAAAAUUUCCAAAUUAUUUAUGGAAAUUAAUCAUAAUGACUUAUC
This is a messenger RNA of Schistosoma turkestanicum, 1799 nucleotides long. Lineage: Eukaryota; Metazoa; Platyhelminthes; Trematoda; Strigeidida; Schistosomatidae. The record is from the annotation of a GenBank genome assembly.